AUGUUCAUCCGAAACUGUUUUCAUUUUCUUAACCUUAUUGCUCUACUCAAUUGCAUCUUCUUUAUAAUUAUCCCAGUUUCUUUCUUUGAGAGUAAGGCCUAUCGAAAUCCCCACCUCCGUUUUUCUCCCGCUGUUUGUUUUUUUUUUCUCACAACCAUGCGCAAUACUACCUUCUCUGUAACUAUUAGAGAGGGCUUACAUGCUCUCGUGACUUUCUUUUAUAACCAUCGGCAUUCUCUCUCUCUCUCUCUCUCUUUCUCUCUCUCUUUCUUUAAUUCUCUCUUAUUUCUCUUUCAUUCUCUCGUUUUGCCUUUUUCUCUCACUAUAGCUAUCUCGCCCCUUUCGUUCACCUCUCUUUUCAUUUGUCUCUUUUUCACUUGCUUGUUCUCAUCGGCUCCAUCUAACUCUCUCUGUCUCUCUCUCUGUCAGUCAGUACCUCUAUUUGUAACGUUUGAUAUUGCCUAUUUCUUUCAUUUGUUUCCUUUGCCUUGCUAUGUCUCCUUGUUUUAUGUUAUAGGUGUAGAUACUAUAUCCCUCUUUCUAUUUAUCAUUUCUUUUCUUUCUGUUUCAAAUCACCACGACAUAUCUCUCUUUUCUCUUGCUCGAUCUAUCUAUCUAUCUAUCUAUCUAUCUAUCUAUCUAUCUAUCACAAUCCGUUUAAAUAUCUAUCUCAUUCUCCUUCUGUCUGUCUCUCUGUCUGUCUCACACUCUUUCUUUUUGGCCUUUAUACAUGACAAGAAAGCAGUUGUUCUUUCAUUCUGUCAUAAUCUCUCUCCUUUUCUCCUUUUCCAUCAACUCGUUUUCUACCUGAUAUUCUAUCUCUUUCUCUUUGAACAUAAUUGUGAUCGACAUCCUCUUUUUUUUUAUUUUCCCCUUCGCUUUCUCUCUGUCUCUCUCUGUCCCCCUCUCACGAAUACAUAUUCGUUGUAUUUUUGCAUAUCUUAA
This is a messenger RNA of Acanthosepion pharaonis, 945 nucleotides long. Lineage: Eukaryota; Metazoa; Mollusca; Cephalopoda; Sepiida; Sepiidae. The record is from the annotation of a GenBank genome assembly.